CAGCUCAUGGUGGUCCCACGUGGAGAUGGGUCCCCCUGACCCCAUCCUGGGGGUGACAGAAGCUUUCAAACGUGACACCAACUCCAAGAAGAUGAACCUGGGCGUAGGGGCGUACCGGGAUGACAACGGGAAGCCGUACGUCCUGAACUGCGUUCGCAAGGCGGAGGCCAUGAUUGCAUCCAAGAAGAUGGACAAGGAGUACUUGCCCAUUGCAGGGCUAGCGGAUUUCACCCGGGCGUCCGCAGAACUGGCUCUGGGUGAAAACAGUGAGGCUUUCAAGAGUGGCCGGUAUGUCACUGUGCAGGGUAUCUCUGGGACUGGAUCUCUACGAAUUGGAGCCAACUUUUUGCAACGGUUCUUCAAGUCUAGCCGUGAUGUGUAUCUACCCAAACCAUCCUGGGGCAAUCACACACCCAUUUUCCGCGAUGCUGGCCUACAGCUUCAGGCUUACCGCUACUACGACCCCAAGACGUGCAGCCUUGACUUCUCUGGAGCCAUGGAUGACAUUUCCAAAAUUCCAGAGAAGAGCAUCAUCCUCUUGCAUGCUUGUGCUCACAACCCCACUGGGGUGGAUCCCCGGCAGGAGCAAUGGAAGGAGUUGGCAGCUACAGUGAAGAAACGAAACCUUCUCGUGUACUUUGACAUGGCAUACCAGGGCUUUGCCAGCGGUGACAUCAACCGGGAUGCCUGGGCUGUGCGGUAUUUCAUUGAGCAGGGCAUCAACGUCCUCUUGUCACAGUCCUACGCCAAGAACAUGGGGCUGUACGGAGAGCGUGCGGGUGCCUUCACGGUCAUCUGCAGUGACGCAGAGGAAGCCAAGAGGGUGGAAUCACAGCUGAAGAUCCUCAUCCGCCCCAUGUACUCCAACCCGCCCCUGAACGGAGCGCGCAUCGCCUCCAUCAUCCUCAACACCCCAGACCUACGGAAGGAGUGGCUGGUGGAGGUGAAGGGUAUGGCUGACCGGAUCAUCAGCAUGCGGACUCAGCUGGUGUCCAACCUCAAGAAAGAGGGAUCCUCCCACAACUGGCAGCACAUCACCGACCAGAUCGGCAUGUUCUGCUUCACGGGGCUGAAGCCUGAGCAGGUGGAGCGGCUGAUCAAGGAGUUCUCCAUCUAUAUGACAAAGGACGGACGAAUCUCUGUGGCGGGAGUUACAUCAGGCAAUGUAGGUUACCUGGCUCAUGCCAUCCAUCAAGUCACAAAGUAAAGACAAAGGUGUGCUGUGGAGCUGGUGGCCUUCCCUUCCCCACCGAAGGUCGAAGAUGGGGAGGGAAAGGAAACAAGAAUACUCCAACCACAGCACUUGACACCGCUGCUGAAUGUAUCUUGUAGAUAAGUUGUUGUAGAAGCCCUAGUGAAAACUGCCCUGCAUUGUGGAGCAGGGACAUCAUUGCUGGCUCCCGCUCGUCACAGCCGUUCUCCCCUGCUGUCCAUCCUUUGUCCGGCAGCCCCAGCUCCCAUCUGCGCUGGAGGAAGCUUAGCACUGCCAUCCUACCAGUGUAGGCACCAAAGGCUUCCCCACACUUGUUUCUCCAUGAGAAGGCUUUGUCAGGCUGUUGGAAGCAGCAGUGGGUGGGGAGCUGAGUGGG
Molecule: messenger RNA, 1589 nt
Organism: Antrostomus carolinensis (chuck-will's-widow)
Lineage: Eukaryota; Metazoa; Chordata; Aves; Caprimulgiformes; Caprimulgidae
Gene: GOT2
Product: glutamic-oxaloacetic transaminase 2
Exons: 9
Coding region: 26-1207 (393 amino acids)
Biological process (GO): L-aspartate catabolic process; biosynthetic process
Cellular component (GO): mitochondrion
Molecular function (GO): L-aspartate:2-oxoglutarate transaminase activity; pyridoxal phosphate binding
Source: RefSeq, a predicted model, not a curated record